Stegostoma tigrinum is the source of this 4763-nucleotide messenger RNA. RefSeq names its product twinkle mtDNA helicase (gene twnk). The transcript has 6 exons. Gene Ontology annotation, biological process: mitochondrial DNA replication. Bases 655 to 2712 code for a protein of 685 amino acids. Gene Ontology annotation, molecular function: single-stranded DNA binding; 5'-3' DNA helicase activity; ATP binding. NCBI's taxonomy places the organism in Eukaryota, Metazoa, Chordata, Chondrichthyes, Orectolobiformes, Stegostomatidae. Gene Ontology annotation, cellular component: mitochondrion. The record is from RefSeq and is a predicted model, not a curated record.
UUAGUGAAGCUGCACACUCGGGAGAGGGAAUAAAAGCAAAACUGCACUUGUAACGUUGGAAAAGCAAAUAUGCAUUGCGAUGCAAUUUGUUUAUUUUUUUUAAAAAAAAACGCAAAAUUAAAACAAAAGUGGGACGUGAGGAGUGCUAAACAUUGCAAACAACAAGAAGGGAAUAUAACGGAUGGGAGAGCUGGAUAGAUAAUUGCAGUAGGGGUUCCACACGUAGACAAGCAAAGGGAUGCCCUUCGAUAUAAUGUCAGGCAGCGCGUGGUAACUCAGUUCCCGGGUCAACGUUCCAAAUCCCCGGGCCAGGGUUCCGCAGCGCGCGCCGCCAGGCGGGCGGCCCACUGUAUGUUACACAGUUUGUUACACAAGUUGUUACAUAUUUUGUUACACUGCCCCCCGUUUGCUACACGUGGGCGCGGAGCCGCUCAUUCCGCUCUGAAUGCAAACUCUCCAUCUCUCCCUCGCUGUCUUGGGUUCGUGGAGUUCCGUGACAGAUUCCUUCCAGCAGCAGCAGCCGCCGCCGCCACCGGUGGAUCCCGGUGCCUGCAAUUUCGCCAGUUUACCAUGCGCCGGGUGGAAGCCCCAGGGGAGGGCAGCCGAGCGAAUUUGGAGGGAUAACGCCGGCGUUUGCAUAACCCGAUCGGGAGCAUGCUGUGCGUGUUUCACCACGGACGCGUCGCGGUUCGGGGGCCGAGCCUGUCGUGGUGGAGUGGGUGCUGGGCAUCGGUGCACCCAAGGGGCUGGAGGCUGCCCUCUCCCCUGGGCAGCCCCCCGUCUCUCACCUUCUGCUCCAGGGGCAGUGGGAAGGGCAAGAACCAAGGCCCAGACGAGCCCACGGCUGCUUUCUCUCUGGUGACGGUGACCGAGAUCCGGCAGUACCUCCGAGCCAAGGGAGUCCCGUUCCACGACGGUUACAGCUGCCUCCAGGCACCAAGCCCGUUCGCCAGCACAGUACCUGGGCCGAGCGCAGUGACCGCGAAGGAGAACUUCUCCCUGUUCAUCGACAAGACAACAGGAGGGUUCGUGUGCAAGGAGAGCCUGCUGGAGGGCAGCUGGAGGGAUUUACAGGAUUGCCUGGAGGUGAUGCAGAAGGAAGGCCGACAGAGCUUGGGCCCCAACGUGCGGCUUGAGGUGCCGGAGAGCGACUGGGAGCUGAGCGAGUGGGAGGCUGAGCUGAGCGAAGCCCGGAGGAUCUGGGACGGGGCAGUGGCCUUGCCAGACCUGCCCCGGGAUGUGGUGCAGUCGGUCAAGGCCGUGUUCGGGAUCGAGAAGGUUCCCGAGGCCACCCUGGGGAAGCUGAGCGUCAGGUAUUGCCAGGCCUCUGGGAGUCUAGUGUUCCCCUGGUUCGGAGGCAGAGACUCGGGCCUGAAAGGCCUGAAGCUGCUCUCUGCCAAGCGAGAUGGUGAACGACUAAACUACACAGCAAUGACGCUACCCCGGGCAGGCCGUUACAACAACCUCUUUGGCCUCCAUGUCCUGUCCAGGAAGGAUACGGCGCUCGUCCUGACCGCCAGAGAGACUGAUUGCCUGGCGGUCAGCUGUUCCACCGGUCUUCCCUGCAUCUCCUUGCCCCGCGGGGUCACUUGCCUGCCGCCUGUGCUCCUGCCAUACCUUGAGCAGUUCAAGAGGAUCACCCUGUGGUUGGGCAGCGACCUCCGGGCCUGGGAGGCCUCCAAGAUCUUCGCCCGGAAGCUCAACGUCAAGCGGUGCUACCUGGUGCGGCCCAGCGAGCAGCAGCCCUGCCCUCUCGAGGCUCUGGGGGCUGGUCUCCACCUGGGCAAGAUUGUGAAGAGCGCCAUGGCGGCCAGCCACAAGUCCAUCAUCUCCUUCCGUCAGCUCAGGGACGAGGUCUUUGGAGAGUUGGCCAACGUUGAGCAGGUCUCCGGUAUCAAGUGGCAGCGCUUUCCUGACCUCAACAAACUCCUCAAAGGCCAUCGCAAAGGGGAGCUGACGGUUUUCACAGGGUCUACAGGCAGUGGGAAGACCACCUUCAUCAGUGAGUAUGCCCUGGACCUCUGUAUCCAAGGUGUGAACACCCUGUGGGGAAGCUUUGAGAUCAACAAUGUGCGUCUGGCCAAGAUUAUGCUGACUCAGUUUGCGAUGCAGCGCCUGGACGAUCAGCUGGAGAAGUACGACGAGUGGGCGGACAAGUUCGAGAACCUGCCGCUGUACUUCAUGACGUUUCAUGGCCAACACAGCAUCAAGUCAGUUAUCGACACAAUGCAACAUGCGGUUUACAUGUAUGACAUCAGCCACGUCAUUAUAGACAACCUGCAGUUCAUGAUGGGACAGGAACACUUCACCAUUGACAAGUUUUCCGCGCAGGAUUACAUUGUCGGGACAUUUAGGAAGUUUGCUACGGACAAUAGCUGUCAUGUGACUCUGAUCAUCCACCCCAGAAAGGAGGACGAUAACAAGGAACUGCAGGCAGCUUCAAUCUUCGGGACUGCCAAGGCAAGCCAGGAAGCUGACAACGUGGUCAUUCUUCAGGAUAAGAAGCUGGUCUCCGGCCAGGGCAAGCGCUACCUGCAGGUGGUGAAGAAUCGCUUCGACGGAGAGCUGGGAAUCUUCCCGCUGGAGUUCAAGAAGGAUUCACUAACCUUCUCUCCUGUCAAGGGGAGAGCCAAGCUAAGGAAGGUGAAGGAGGACAGCGACAACACCCCAGAGCAGCCCGGGAAGUCCACCAAUGCCAAAGAGAAAAAGUGACAGAGAAGCCCCUCCCGCUUAGGAAGGAGAACUGGCGGAGGAGGGGAGCAUGGCGGCCAUUAGCCUCCCACUUACUGUGAACUCAGGAUCCACAAUUGUGAGGUUUCCUGUCGCGUUAACACUCACAACAGCUUGGCAGGACGGUGGAACCAGCACCCAUCCUUUAACUGGGGGACCUCGGCCAGUGGGGCGGGCCUGGCUGCCUUCUCAGUGGGAGCGUGGACCUUCCUUAAUCCGUUUCCUUCAGAGAUCAGCCUCCAGUGCCCCAUUACAUUCUCAGCACUAUCGUCCUGUGGGACAAUGAUACUGACAGAACUUUUAAAACACUCAGUAACUGUUUUGGUCCGCAGAAUUGUUGUCAUUUACUGUCCAUCCCAAUCUUCGACCUGUCCUUAACCUUACUUGUGGCCCAGUUCCAUCUUCCCUCCUCCUCUUCAUCAAUAACAUAAAGGCCCUGUCCCCCCCACCUUCCAGUCUUGAAGAAAGAUCACUGAACUCAAAACAUUAAGUUUCCCUUCCCACAGACGCAGAGUUUUUCUGGAAUCUUCUACAUUUGAUUCAGAGUCUUAGAAGUGAUUGAAAAUGGCAGCUAUUACUAACCCACCUUAAACCUAAACCCACAGUCUGUCCUUCACAGAGACAGACAAAAAAAACGCCUGUAGAUUUUCUCUGCAGCGGACCUGAAGGCAAAGAAAGAAAGGACUUGCAUUUAUAUAUCACCUUGCAUGGCCUCAGGACUCCUAAAGUACUGUACGGUCAGUGAUGCUCUGCAGUCCAAUUGUUGAUUCAUUCUCAGCCCCAGUGAGAGAGACUUACUGAAUCCAGGGUACACAGAGCUGGCGUCCGUUGUCUCCAUCGCUGACCAAUGCCCGACAAGAGAACUGACAAUGAGAAUGCUUGAAAUUUAUUGCCUUUUAUUUUAGUAUUUGUUUGUGAUGGACUGCAGCCAAAUUUGGGAACCUAAUUCCCUGAUGUUGACAGACUGAGUACAGCCCAUCACUGGCCGUCCAGUUUUACAGUCCCCAUCACCUCCAGCUUCAGCUGUGAAGGUGCUGUUUGGAAAUGACCAGGAAGAGAGCUGCAGGUACUGGGAAUCAGAAACGAAAGCAGGAAAUGCUGGAAACACUUGUUGCGGCUGGACACUUUGUGGAAAGAGAAAACAAACUCAUGUUUCAGCUUGAAGACUUUGCAGCAGAACAGAGAUGUGUGAAUGGUUUUCGGUGUAAAAUAUUUAACGCUGUUUCUCCUUUCACAAGAUGGCCGGUGUUUUCCAGUAUUUUGGAUUUUUAUGUAAAAACUGUGAGGCCCUUUCUAGGAAUACCUGUGAUUAUGUGUCUGCAUCUGUCUGUGUUUGUCUGUGACUGUCUGUCUCUGUCUGUCCCUGUGUCUGUCUGUCUGUGACUGUCUCUGUUUGUUUAUCUGUCCAUGUGUGUGUGUCUGUCUGUCUCUGAUGCCUGGAUAUGUGCCUUCCAAUGAGUUUGCCUUUCAGUACAUGCAUAUCCAGGUGUGUGUAUGUGCACAGUACAUAUUCAUGUGGGUUUCUAACCCAACUAACUACCUCCUUGUUUACCAAAGCACAUACACUUGCUCUCCUUUCGAAACCUGGAGAUUUUUAUGUUCACAUAAUUAUCUCAAACUUGGUUCCAUCCUAUGACCUGUUCUCAAGCUGGAGCUGAAGGAAUGAAUUUGACCCUGAUUAAAACUGCUGAGGAAGGCAUUAAUAUGUUUAAUUCUGCUCCCUGUUCCUAUCACAGAGGCUGUGACACUGAUCUGAUUGUGUUGCAGUGUACGAUUGUUUCAUUCUGAGUCCUGUGCUAGAUGCACUGCCUGUGUACGUAUCUCGGGAUCACGUGCUUCUUAAAAGAUGACUGUCUACUUUGAACUUUGAGCUGAAUUAUGCACCAUUUUCCCAUCCAAUCCUUUUUAAAACAAAAUCAUGCUUUAUUUCCAAUGUCGCUACUAAGAGCUAGAAUUAAUUAUGCAAAUUUGAUUUGAUUAGAGAUUAUGUCUGACUAUUCAUCACGUUUCUGAUGUCAUCUUUUGUAAUAAAA